UGCGAUAUAGCCGUAUGUUAGAAGAAGGUUCAUUUCGCGGACGAACUGCUGACUAUUUUUGGUUAUUGUUCCUAUCAUCGCUUCUAUCACCAUUAUCAAAUAUGCCAUUUUUGGGUUCACCUUUGGCCUUCACAUUGGUUUACAUAUGGUCACGAAGAAAUCCUUUUAUUAGAUUAAACUUUGUUGGUUUAUUUGUAUUCAGUGCUCCGUUCCUUCCUUGGGUAUUGCUUGGAUUUUCGUUGUUAUUGAACAAUGUAUUUCCUACGGGCGAUAUGAUGGGAAUUGCUGUUGGUCAUGUUUAUUACUUUUUCGAGGAUGUAUGGCCAAAUGAGAGAAACAGCGGUGGACGCCGAUGGUUGAAAACUCCCCAAAUAAUUGUGCGGAUGUUUGAAGGAAUUCAGGAUGGCCCUCAUAUACCACCACAAGAUGAUCUUGCUUUCGCUGACGGAUUGGCUGAACCAGGUGUGGAUCCAGUUCCAAACGAAGGUGUA
Racocetra persica is the source of this 491-nucleotide messenger RNA. NCBI's taxonomy places the organism in Eukaryota, Fungi, Glomeromycota, Glomeromycetes, Diversisporales, Gigasporaceae. The record is from the annotation of a GenBank genome assembly.